AUGGCAACAUGGCUUCCCGAACCAACACCAAACCAAGAUCCACUUUUCCUCGAGACUUCACCGCAAGCACGCCCCUCUUCCCACUACACCACCACCACAGCGUCUGCAUUCCAGGCGCGCUCGAAUUCGCACGAGGAGUCGCAGUCUCAGUCGCGAGAACAGUUCUAUCGCCAUUCGAACCAGCCGCGCGGUCGCCCGACUUCCCGUCCUCGAUCCCGGUCGCGGUCCAAGUCAGGCCGCAAGGGCGGCAGCUCCACCAGCACCAGCGCCAGCGCCGCUCCUAGCAGCAGCGCCGUUUCUUCCGGUCCCGCUGCAGCGUCGGACUUGCGCGAUCUCGGGAACGCAGGCGGUGCGGCUGACAGGGAGCGAGACGCGGGCGACGGCGGUGGAGGCGGAGAGUUAACGAGAGGAAGAAGCGGCGCGAGUGAAGCACUUGCGCGAAGAGGCGGAGGGCUGGUAGGGGGAGAGGGGCGAGAGCGCGCGGCGGGGAGAGAAGCAGGUGGAGGGCAGGGUAGCGGGAGCCGCGGGAGUUACAGGGUCGAGCCGGUGCGCGAUUACGAGGCGGACUGCGAGGUGGUGGUGGAGUGGCGGCGGGGCGAGCGGUGCCGGGAGAGCGUGGCUGUUGGAGUGGGCAGCAUGCGCAAGCAGGCAGCGGGGGCGGGUGACGUGGCGCAGCACGGUGCAGGAGGGGUGAGGCGAUCGUCGGAUGGAGCCAUGGCGGAUCUUGAAAGCAGAUCGCCCAUUCGGACACAGAGACUCAAGGAGACGAUGAGUGACGCAACGCAUCAAGCCAAGCCUCGCUCUGGAUCGGCAUCCGGGCCACUGCCAGCACAUAAGGGGGGGAUCACCAGGGGGCGGUUUCAAGUGAUAGAGGGCGACCAGUCGGACAGCGAGUCCGAUAUGUCGCCAUGGCCUUCCGCCACCACGCCAUCAGGCAAGGCGGAAACUCCCCAGGGCACGCCAACAGCAGCGGCAGCAGGAUCCUCAGGUCCCUUGCUUGGCCCAUCGCCCUUCACUGCUGCUGCAGCAACAGCCGCUUCUGCCGCGCACGCAGCAGCGGCAGCCGCGGCGGCGGCGGGUGCAGGUGGUUCAGGGGGAGGGCCAGCAGCAGCAGGGAAGGGGGUCACGCCAUCAGCGGUGCGGCGCAUAUCCACAGCAGGCAGCGCGUCUUCCUCCUCCAGCCCCUACUACUCGCCCGCCUCGCGCUCCCCCACCGCCCCCCCCAACCCCGCCCCUGCUGACCUACGCCACGGCCCGCUACCUGGCUUUGCAGGCCCCCUGCGCUUUGAGGGUGGCAGUGGCGGGGGGAGUUGGCGGGGCACCGGGGGCAGCAGCGGCAGUGCGAGCGGUGUGGAUGCAGGGCAGAGGAGCACGGGCAGCGGGGGCAGUGGGUUUGAUGGUGGGCAGCAGCGCACUGGCAGCAGUGAGAGCCUGUGCAAGGAGGUGAUGAAACCAGGCAGCAGCGGCGGUGCGCCGGGGAGAGGGGUGGGAGGAGGGGCGUGGGAGAGGGGUUCAGGUGCAGAGGCGGGUGACGGAGGUUAUUCGGGUGAGGGGUAUGCGAGGGGAGAGCAGGAGAGGGGGGUGGAGGAGUGGGCAGGCAAGGAGGGUGUUAGACAGGACGGGUGGGCGGGUGCAAGGGAUGUGAGGGAUGGGAGUGGCAGGGAUGGGGCAGCAGGCAGGGAGGGAGCGGGCCGGGCCAAGGCGCGCAGUGAGCCACUGGUUGGGGAGAAGGCAGCUGCUGCUGCUGGCGUGGGAGGGGCCAGGAGGAGUGCACAUGUGGAUAUGAUGGACAGGAGCCAGCGUGAGGAAGGGCCAGCAGCAGCAGCUGGCAGUGGGAGCGUGCGCAGCAAGGCACCAGGGUCCAUGGUCUCUCGCUCCGCUCCCCUCCCCCACCCUCAAGCACCUGUUGCUGGUGCUGCUGCUGCCUCCAGUGGUACUCCAAAGCGAGGGGCUGUUCCCACGGGCGACGGACAGGACAGGUGGAAAGAGAAGCCUCUGCGUGAAGAGAGAGGGCGCGAGGAAAGAGGGCGUGAGGAGAGGGGCCGGGAGGAGAGGAACCUGGCUGAUAGAGAGGCGGAUGGCAGGAGGGCUGGUGGGGUGGAGAAGGACAGGAAGAGCGGGGGCAGGGAGAGGGAGGCGAGGAAGAGUGAUGACAAGACAAAGGAGAGGACGGGUGAGGAGCGAAGUGAGCAGGGGCGCGGGGGACAAGAGGGCAGACGGAAGGAGGAAAGUGUUGGGAAGGAGAGUGCACGGGCAGGGAGGAGCCGCGAGGAGAGGGGGCGGGAGGGGGAGAAAGGGGUGGAGAAGGGAAGAGAGGAGGAGAAGGGCAGGCAGGAGAGGGAGCGCGGGCAGGCGCAUGGGCGGGGCGUGGGGCGAGUGGGCGUGCAGCGCAGGGGACGAUUCUCCGUCACCACUGAUGAUGUGGACGCCCAGGACGGAGCACCGCCCACGGUCAUGUGUACAUCCAGCAUGCACCGUCCUCACCCUCAGGCGGCGCGUCUGCUUCCCCCAGGCAUGCUCUUUCCACGUGCGCCUCUCGCCAUGCACCCGCCUGCUGUCUGCACUGCACCGCCUCUCCUCCCUGCGCGGCGCAUCUCCACCCAUCAGGCCACCUCCCGGCCGCCUUUACCAGCACCGGCGCCGCUGCUGCCAUCACCCGUUGCAGUGCCGCCAACAUCGCUGCCCGUCCUGCCCGCUGCCCUGGUCGCAGAUGCACUGCUGCUCGUGCCGCACCUGCGCACCCUGCUGCAGCACUCCUGCGAACAGCAGGAGGUGCUAUUCAACCUCAUCAAGGAGCUCGCUGCUGCACACCCAGGUGCCACUCCCCUCCACACCCUGCUGCCACCGCCAUAUCUUCUGUCGCUUCCAUCUAUUCCAUUUCGUUCAUCUCCUCAGAGCAUUGGUGAGCGCGGCACAGCAGCGACCUGUGCUGCUGGCAGGCAUGCAGGUGAAGCUGCCAACGGACAAGGAGCAGGUGCUCAUGCUCAAGAUUGCCGAGAUGCAGUGCAAGGUGGCGAAGCUGAUAGACAAUGUGCUCACAUACCGCAAUCGCAACGCUCAGUUGUUGAAGCAGGUGGAGGUGUUCAAGCAGAGGCAGAAGGAGCGCAGGCGACUCAUGGCCGCAGCAGCUCCACAGGGGCACGCAUGACUGGCAGGGAACGAUUUAAGGGGUAUCAGAAGGUGCUCCUGCUUGCGGUUAUUUCUAAGAGCAUAGCUCGCUUUGACCGUUCGUCGCGUCACUCACGAGUCUACCGCUGGUACGCGCAGCAGCAGGCGGCGGCGAGAAUGGGGAAGAUGGGACCGCCGCCGGCCGGCCGCGAGGACAGCGCGGAGCUUGCGCACGCCGCGGACCACGCGGGGGAGGAUGGAAGCGCGGGCGCCGGCAGGGGCAGCGGAAGGGACGCGGAGACGGCGUCGGGGACUUCGGGUGACGCGCAUACCAGCGGUGCGGAGCUGCGCGUGUUGGAGUUCUACAGCGGUAUCGGCGGACUGCACUACGGGCUGCAGUGUCCCGGCGUGGUGCCAGCGCAUGUGACGGCGCGCGUGGUGGCGGCGUUCGACAUCAACGAGGUCGCCAACGACGUGUACGAGCGCAACUUCCGCCACCGCCCCAAGCAGGGCAACGUGCAGACCAUGUCAGCAGCAGCAUUGGAUGCGUGGCGGGCACACGCGUGGCUCAUGUCGCCGCCCUGCCAGCCGUACACGCGGCAAGGGCUGAAGCGCGACUGUGAGGAUGGGCGGGCGACGUCGUUUCUGGCCAUGCUGCAGCGCCUGCCAGCCAUGCAGCACCCGCCGCUCUUCAUCCUCGUUGAAAACGUCCUUGGCUUCGAGUCAUCGCGCACGCGGCAUGAGCUGGUGCGCGUGCUGACUGGCACCGGCUUCACCUCACUGCACGAGUUCCUGCUCUCGCCCACCGACCUCGCUCUGCCCUACUCGCGACCACGAUACUUCUGCCUUGCCAAGCGCACCACCCCUUUGGCGGCCGCACUCUGCCACUCGCUGCCCGGCCACCCCUCCUCAUCUCUGUCCACUGCUGCUCCCGAGCCUCACACAGGCACCAGUCGGGCCGAGGAGGUCCCAGGGGGGGAUGCGAGCGGGGCAGUGGGUCAGGCAGAGGGGGAGAGGGAGGGAGUGGGGGAAGAGGGGGAGGCAGGGGGAGAGGAGGCGAGGGGCGAUGGUGUGGCAGCAGCGGGAGUGCUGGGGGGGCGCGACCUGCUGUGGCUGUGCCAGGACGUUGCACAAGGGGAGUGGAGAGAGCAGCGGGCAGCACUGCAGGCUGGUUGCAGUGACGACAGUGGCAGCAGCGGUGGUGGGGAUGGUGCGGGGCUCGCCUCUGAGUGUGGGCUUAAGCUGCGGUGCAUUGGGGAUUUCCUUGACUCGCACCCUGAUGCUGCUCAUGGCAGUGAUGAUGACAACACUGGUGCUGAUGACAGCAGUGCUGAUGUUAGUGCUGCUGAUGGCAAUGGUGCGAGCAAGGCGAGUGCGUGCGAGGCAGAGGUGCCAUCAGCGCAGUCCAGUGCAUCGCCAUGGGUGCCCUACUGCGUGCCACAUGACGUGCGCCAGCGAUGGGGGGAGUGCUUUGACAUAGUGACAGCAGCAUCGGUGCGGUGCAACUGUUUCACCAAGAGCUACACCAAGUACGCCAAGGGCACUGGCUCCGUGCUGCUCACUCAGGGAGCAGAGCUUGCAACACGACCUCCAGCAGCAGCAGCAUCAGAAGGCGCAUGUGUGGGUGACAGUGAUCCCACCUCCCAGGCCCUGAGAGAGCAGCCGAGCACAGCAGAGGAGCAGCCGUGUGUGCGCUUCAACGGCAUCCCCCUCACUCACCUGCCACUGCGCUACUUCACACCAAGAGAGGUGGCCAAUCUCCACAACUUCCCACGCACCUUCACCUUCCCGCCGCACGUCACCAUGAAGCAAAGGUACGCGCUACUGGGCAACAGUGUGAGUGUUGCUGUUGUCGCUCAUCUGCUGCGCCACCUCUUCACCAUGCAUUGA
Molecule: messenger RNA, 4998 nt
Organism: Closterium sp. Yama58-4
Lineage: Eukaryota; Viridiplantae; Streptophyta; Zygnematophyceae; Desmidiales; Closteriaceae
Source: the annotation of a GenBank genome assembly